Alexandromys fortis (reed vole) is the source of this 483-nucleotide messenger RNA. RefSeq names its product dapper homolog 3-like. The annotation marks the transcript as partial. The transcript has a single exon. Lineage: Eukaryota; Metazoa; Chordata; Mammalia; Rodentia; Cricetidae. The record is from RefSeq and is a predicted model, not a curated record.
ACUGUGCACGCCGCGGUGACUCAUCUGCCCCUUUCGGGCGAAGCCCAGACAAGGGAAGAAAUAAACGCAACUUUCCAAAGAAAACUCUGCAGCGGGAGGCUGCAGCAGGGCCGGCCUGGCCCGGGACUCCACGGCCCCGAUCCCGCCCUCCGCGCGCGGCCCCGGACAGCAGGCGCCGCAGCUCAGAGCUUUCGGAGGAAGCGCACUCCGCGCGGACGCGAGCGGGCGCCCGCCCUGGGCACCGGGCCGCCAGGAGCCGCGCCCUCCCCACGAGCCUCCUCUCGCGCAGGGCCGGGACGCCACGGCGCGGCCCCAUCCCGCGGGAAGCAGAACGCCAACCGCCGAGCGUGGCCACCCGCGCGCUCCUUUCCCACCGGGACCGGCCCCUCCCCUACCUGGCCCGGCGCGCGGCUGUCACCUGGGGCUGGCGCGUGCAAGCUCGGACCCCUGCUUCUCCAACGCGCGCCAGCGGGCGGCUUUUAA